UCCGCGAGCGCGGCCCCGCGGGCUCAGCGGCCGCGCGGGCCUCUCUCCGCCGGGCGCGCGGCCAUGGCGCGGAAGUGGAGCCUUCCUCUGCUCCUAGUGCCGCUCCUGCUCGGCCCAGGCCUCGCGCGCAGUUCCAGCCCUCUGCCCCUGGUCCUCAACACUUGGCCCUUUAGGAACGCGACCGAAGCAGCGUGGAGGACGUUAGCAUCUGGAGGCUCUCCCUUGGAUGCAGUUGAGCAGGGCUGUGCUGUGUGUGAGAGGGAACAGUGUGACGGUACCGUGGGCUUUGGAGGGAGUCCUGAUGAACUUGGAGAGACCACACUGGAUGCCAUGAUCAUGGACGGCACUACAAUGAACGUAGGAGCAGUGGGAGGUCUCAGACGAAUUAAAAACGCUAUUGGUGUGGCACGGAAAGUUCUGGAACAUACAGCACACACGCUUUUAGUGGGAGAAUCAGCCACCAAGUUUGCUGAGAGUAUGGGCUUUAUCAGUGAGGAUUUAUCUACCAAUACUUCCCGAGCCCUUCAUUCAGAUUGGCUUGCUCGGAAUUGCCAGCCAAAUUACUGGAGGAAUGUUGUGCCAGAUGCUUCAAAAUACUGUGGACCUUACAAACCACCUAGUAUCUUAAAGCAAGAUGGUCCUACCUAUAAAGAGACAGGAGAUAAUUACAGUCAUGAUACAAUUGGCAUGGUUGUAGUCCAUAAGAUGGGGCGUACUGCUGCUGGUACAUCUACAAAUGGUAUAAAAUUCAAAAUACAUGGUCGAGUCGGAGAUUCACCGAUACCUGGAGCUGGUGCCUAUGCCGAUGAUACCGCAGGAGCAGCCGCGGCCACUGGGGAUGGGGACAUCCUGAUGCGCUUUCUACCAAGCUACCAGGCUGUAGAGUAUAUGAGAGGAGGAGAAGAUCCGACCGUAGCUUGCCGGAAAGUGGUUUCAAGAAUUCAGAAGUAUUUUCCAAACUUCUUUGGGGCUGUGAUAUGUGCCAACGUGACCGGAAGUUAUGGUGCCGCUUGCGGUAAACUUGCAACCUUUACUCAGUUUAGUUUCAUGGUUUAUAAUUCUCUAAAAACUCAGCCGAGUGAAGAAAAAGUAGACUGCAUCUAAUCCUUCUCGUCUGUCACCAUCUCUGUUUAAAGAAGAAAGAAACAAAGGCUGAAGAGGUCACGCACCGUCCUCAGCUCACGUGCCUCGUGUAUCCUACCUUGUCUGUGUAAGAGAAGCGCAAAAAUAAACGUGCGCUGAAUUAGCACUUGCGGUUUCUACAUCGGAAACGUUUUUGAUGAUCUUUUUAUCUAAGCUUUGUAUAUGCCCUGAACAUGAAUGUGUGUGUGUGUGUGUGUGUAUUUUCUGUAUGUUUAAAUUUUAAGUGAUACUUGGAUCUCUGCUCAGUGUUUCAAGACAUUGCAACUUUGGGGAUUAAUUUCCAUAGUGACAUAUUGAGGCCAAAAGGACUAAUGGGUGUUUGGAUACUUACAGUAAUUAGAAUACCCAAGUUUUUAGACCCUAAGAACAACCUAACAAUGAAUCACAGCAUGAUUAGUCCUGAUUCACUUUCAUUACCUUACAGUGAUGGGUCUCUUAUCACUGAUUAUCGGUUUUACAUAAUGCUCCCUACUGAGUGGAAGAGGAAACAAUGCUGUUAAUAAUAAAGUUGAUUUUUGCAUGUA
Molecule: messenger RNA, 1667 nt
Organism: Herpailurus yagouaroundi (jaguarundi)
Lineage: Eukaryota; Metazoa; Chordata; Mammalia; Carnivora; Felidae
Gene: AGA
Product: aspartylglucosaminidase
Exons: 9
Coding region: 64-1104 (346 amino acids)
Biological process (GO): protein deglycosylation
Cellular component (GO): cytoplasm; lysosome
Molecular function (GO): N4-(beta-N-acetylglucosaminyl)-L-asparaginase activity
Source: RefSeq, a predicted model, not a curated record